Molecule: messenger RNA, 6061 nt
Organism: Culex pipiens pallens (northern house mosquito)
Lineage: Eukaryota; Metazoa; Arthropoda; Insecta; Diptera; Culicidae
Exons: 2
Coding region: 644-6061 (1805 amino acids)
Biological process (GO): DNA integration
Molecular function (GO): nucleic acid binding
Source: RefSeq, a predicted model, not a curated record
AGACGUGUUCCCUUUAUUCGCUCGAAACCACGAAAGAAUUCGCGAAGUCCGACCAGUGAAAAAUUCCCCCGAACAUUUUGGUCCUAUCGGAACCGGAUAAGGACAUUUCGCGAUUCGGAAGUGACUCGGUUACGCGGAUCGGUCGCGAGUGCAAGAAAAGUUCUCGGAUUUGCAUCACGUGCAAAAGCGUGCCGCCAUUUUGUACCGUCGCGUCGGUGGUGUGCACAAAAGAGACGUGUGGAAGAAGUGCGAGGCUUCUAGAAGCACGAAAAGUAAAUCUGCACCGUGUGCGGAAAUUGUCCCGGAUCGGCGCUACGCCACCGGACGCAUAAAAAGUGAAGUGUUUAAGACGCACCAAGUCGCCAAGCGGUCGUUUUCUCCCAGAUUGGCGCCGCGCCAUUGGUAGGAAAAAGUGAAGAAUUGAAGUGUCGCACCAAGUGCGGUUUGAUCGCCACGCGGUCGAGUGUCCCGGACUGGCGCUUCGCCACCGGAAGUGAAAAGAGAAAAAGCUCCGUGCUUGCGAGUUCGUCGAGCGAAAGAAGAGAGGAAAAGCUCCGUGCUUGCGAGUUCGUCGAGCGAAAGAAAAAAAAAGUGUGAGGUUAUACGUAACCUAAAGUGAGAGUGCAAAUGAAGAAAAAGCUAAAUGAGUGAACAACAAAAGAAAGUAAAAGAAGAAAUCAGUGCUACUCCAAGAGUAACGAGAAGUGUAACAAGGAAAAAUCUGCUAGCGGCGUUAACGGGAUCGGGCGCCGAUCGUGAGGACGCUGUCACGACAGUUGAAAAAGCUGUACAGUUUCCAGAGCCGUUGCUACCUGCCGGAAGCGCCGUGCUGAGUAUUGCCGAACAAAAGGAGUUGGAUCGGCUGAAAAAGGAACGGGAAAAAAUGGAGCGCAACUUGGAGAACCUGAGCGAUCGUGUGGACACGAUUAAGCAGAAGUUGUUCCGCAUGAAGGAGGCGCUCGGGACGAUGGACAAUGUGCACUACCUCAACCUCCAGUUGCAAACACUGCAGCGCUGCAACGAGGAAUUCGACACGCUGCACAGCGAAAUCGUCGCUCUCGUCAAGAAGGAAGACAAAGUUAAGUGGAACCAGGAGUACCUGAACUUCGAAGCCCUACACGGUGAGUUGUACGUGAACGUGCAGACAAAGAUCGCCAAUCUCCAGAAAGCUGAUUCGAACCGGGCUUUGACAUUGAACGCCAGCGCGUCAGAGUUCCUCCCGAGAACGCAAGUAGUACAAAACGUCCCCCACCUGAACGUGCCGUUGCCUUCCUUCGACGGAGCCCCAGAGAAUUGGUACGCAUUCAAAUGCAUGUUCCAAACAGUGAUGGGUCGGUACCCCAACGAAUCGCCAGCGAUUAAACUGUACCACCUGAAAAACUCUCUGGUAGGGCGCGCUGCGGGCAAGAUUGAUCAAGACGUGAUCAAUAAUAACGACUACGAGUCGGCAUGGCAACUGUUGGAAGACACAUACGAAGACGAGCGCCUAAUCAUCGAUACCCACAUCGAUGCGUUGCUGGAUCUUCCAAAGCUGACACGAGAGAACGGUGACGAGAUGCGAAAACUGGUGGAGACUUGCACGAAGCAUGUGGACGCCCUCAAGAAUCGUGAACUGCCGGUGGAGGGCCUGUCGGAGAUGAUUCUCGUCAACCUGAUCAGCAAGCGAUUGGAUCGAGAGAGCCGAAAGCUGUGGGAGACGUCGCUAGUUCGUGGGGAUCUUCCGUCUUUCGAUGACCUAAUCGACUUCCUCAAGGAUCGGAGCCGAGUUCUCCAAAGGUUGCCGAGCAACGCCAGCACGAGCCAGUCACAAGCGGCACCGAGAGCCCCUGGUCAGCAGCAGGUAGUGGCGAAGCUGUUCGUGCAAACCAACAAGGAGUCUUGUCCGUGCUGUUCGAGCUCGCACCCCGUCUUCAAGUGUCCCGAGUUCAGGAAGCUGCCUGUUGGUGAGCGGUUUGAGAAGGUGAAGAAGGCAGGUAUGUGCUACAACUGUCUUAAACCUCAACAUCGUGCCGACGCCUGCGCAUCGACUCAGCACUGUAAGACCUGUGGCAAGCCGCACCACAGCCUCCUCCACAGCGAGCGCCCCGAUAAUCCCAAGAAGCAUACCGAACCAGACCAGCCGAAGAACCCAGUGGACGCAGAGAAGCAAGAAGAAACACCAGCUGCUCCCGAGCAGCGCACAGUGAGUUGCUGCACGCAAACGCAAGCGGCCCAGAAGCAGAUCUUCCUGUCUACUGCGAAAAUCGUGGUGUUUGGUUCCGGCAAUGCGACUACGACCUGUAGAGCGUUGCUUGACUGCUGUUCCGAGUCCAACAUCAUCACGGAGAGGUUGGCCAGAAAGCUGAACAUGCAGAUGCUGGAGAUGAAACCCCCGAUCACGAUCUGCGGACUGAACGGGAUGAAAACGACGGCGAACAAGAUCGUCCAGACGAAGGUGUCGUCGCGAGUCGGCGAUUUCACUGCCGUGCUCGACUUCAUCGUAACGCCCUCGAUCACCGAGUUACCAACAGGUAAGGUAGAAACCCAUACUUGGCCCCUCCCUGCUGGCAUUGAGCUAGCUGACCCCACAUUCAAUGUUCCUGACGACGUCGACGUGAUAAUCGGCGCUGAGCUGUUCUACGACGUCCUGAAGAAGGGACGUGUGAAGAUCGGCGGUGACUUCCCGACACUAGCCGAAACAGCAUUCGGGUGGGUCGUCAGCGGUCCUGCGCGGACCAAGCUACCAGCUGGGCAGAGAAGAGUCUGCCAACUGGCCACCACGUUCGAGGACGUCAACCGUACUCUCUCCAAGUUUUGGGAGUUGGAGUCAGGGUACUUCUCCAGCAAGAUGACCGUGACGGAACGUGCGGUGGAGAAGCAUUUCGAGGAGACGCACAGCCGCAACGCCGAAGGACGGUACGUUGUCCGACUACCGUUCAACGAACUCAAGAGUCAACUGGGCGACUCGUACGAGAACGCCAAGCGUCGAUUUGGGAGGCUGAUGGUUGGCCUUACCAAGAACCCAUCCAAGCGAGAAGCCUACACGCAGUUCAUGAAGGAGUACGUGGCGUUGGGCCACAUGAAGGAAGUGAACCACAGCCCGGAGGAGGGCUACUUCCUACCGCACCACGCGGUCUACAAGGAGGCCAGCUCAACGACAAAGGUUCGAGUGGUCUUCGACGCCUCGGCGGCGACGACAACGGGCGUGUCCCUCAACGACACCCAGCUGGUGGGCCCGACGGUGCAGAGCGACCUGGUAACGAUCAUGCUGCGCUUCUGUACGCAUCAGGUAGUGCUCACAGCGGACGUACCUAAGAUGUACCGACAGGUACAAGUGCACCCUGACGAUCGAAAGUACCAGCGAAUUCUGUGGCUCAACGACGCAAACGAGAUGGCUACUUUUGAACUAGCAACAGUCACCUACGGCUGUUCGAGCGCGCCGUACCUCGCCACGAAGGCGUUGACGCAGCUGGCCUCGGACGAGGCGGACAAGUUCCCGAAAGCGGUUCGAGUAGUCAAGGAGGAUAGCUACAUCGACGACUUUCUCACCGGCGGAAAAACGGCGGCUGACGUCGUCGAGAUCUACGAGCAGCUGAAGGACAUGCUGAGUCGAGGUGGAUUCGGUGUGCACAAAUUCUGCUCCAACAGCGCCGAAGUCCUGAAGCACAUCCCGGCCGAGCUCCAGGAGAAGCUGGUAGACUUCGAAACUUCCGAGAUCAACGACACGAUCAAGACGCUUGGGCUGAUCUGGAAUCCGAACUACGACUACUUCACCUUCAACGUUCCACACCUGGUGCUCAAGGGAAGUCGGCCCACAAAGAAGAUCGUGCUCUCGGAAAUUGGAAAGCUCUUUGACCCACUUGGUUUUCUGGGACCGGUGGUAACGAAGGCGAAACUGAUGAUGCAAAAGCUUUGGGAGCUAAAACUUGGUUGGGACACCGAGUUGCCGGACGAACAGAUGCAGCGGUGGUUGGUGUUUCGCGAACAACUCGUGCUUGUGCGGAAUAUCAAGAAGAGGAGAUGCGUCAUCCCGGCUGACGCCAAGAAGUUUGAGCUGCUUGGAUACUGCGACGCCUCGAAGGCGGCGUACGGAGCGGUCUUGUACGUCAAGAGCGAGCUCAAACACGGCACGAUCAACAUUCAACCGGUGUGCAGCAAGUCACGCGUCGCCCCACUGAAAACCACGACGAUCCCUCGACUCGAAGCAUGCGGAAUGGUGGUGCUGGCAGAGCUGACACACAAGACGCUGGGAGCCCUGAACGUGAAGUUCGACAGAGUGCGCCUUUUCUCCGACUCCAUGAUCUGUCUGAACUGGCUGAAAAAGUCCCCGGCGCAACUGAACGAGUUCGUGUGCAACCGAGUGGCCACAAUCGUCGAACUGACCCAGAACUACGAAUGGGGAUUCGUCCGAUCGGAGAACAACCCCGCUGAUUCGUUGUCACGAGGCCUGGACCCCGAGGAACUGAUCGACGACGAGCUUUGGUGGGACUGCGACCCAAACCAGCGACAGCCCAGUGACACCAGCGAAGCCGAGGUUCCUGAACUGGCUGAUGAAGAUCUCCCGGAGCUGCGCAGUGCGAAGGUCGUCCUUGCUGUAACCGUGGAGAAGCCGUGCACCAACUUUAAUCGCCUCAGCAACAUCAACCGACUGUACCGCGCGUGGGCUUACGUGUGGCGGUUUAUUGAGAUCACCCGAUCGAAGAAAAGGAAUCCUCCCAGCAACCCGUUGACGGCGAGUGAGUUGUCCAGGGCAACCACAACCAUCGUCAAGAUCAUCCAGCAGGAGGCAUUCACGGAGGAGAUCAAGCAACUGCGUACGGGACAAGCGAAGCGGAACAAGCUGUCGAGUCUUGCGCCCUUCCUAGACGGCGAUGGCUUGAUUCGAGUUGGCGGGCGAUUGAAGUACUCGAACAUUCCCUACGCCGGCAAGCACCAAAUCCUGUUACCCGAAAAGCACCCGUUCGUCACUCUACUGGUUCGCCACCUGCACGAACUGAACCUGCACGUAGGACAAAACGCACUAGUAUCGAUGAUCCGCCAGCAGUACUGGCCGAUCAAAGUGAAGAACACGGUCAAGCGAGUCACCUUCGACUGUGUCAUCUGCUUCAAGCACAGACCUCCACAAGUACACCAACCGAUGGGUGAGCUGCCAAGCUACCGUGUGACACCCGCGCCAGUGUUUGCUUCGACCGGUGUGGAUUUUGCUGGACCCUUCACACUGCGAGAGAGUGGCAGAAAGCCGAAGUUCUACAAAGCCUACGUAGCAGUGUUUGUGUGUAUGGCGGUCAAGGCGGUGCAUUUGGAGCUGUGCACGGAUCUGCGGACGGAGACGUUCCUGGCAGCACUGCAGAGGUUCACCAGUCGACGAGGCCUCCCAUCGAACCUGCACUCCGACAAUGCCACGACAUUCGUCGGUGCCAAAAACGAGUUGGCCGAACUGCGGGAACUGUUCGAGAACCAGGUGCACAAGGACAAGCUGGCCGACUUCUGCAGUUCGAAAGGCAUCACCUGGCACUUCAUCCCACCCCGUAGCCCUCACUUUGGCGGGAUAUGGGAGGCAGGAGUCAAAGCGAUGAAGUACCUGCUCAAGCGCGUCGUGGGUGAAACACGACUCACCUACGAAGAGAUGACGACAUUCCUGGCCCAGGCUGAAGCAACAAUGAACUCUCGUCCGAUGUGCCCCCUCUCGGACGACCCAAACGAUUUGCAGGCUUUGACGCCCUCCCACUUCCUGAUCGGGCGACCGGCUCACGCCCUUCCAGAGCCCUCGUACGAGCAGGAGAAGAUCGGCAGGUUGUCCAGGUGGCAGCACGUGCAGUACAUGAGGGAGCACUUUUGGAAGAGGUGGUCUGCGUUGCACGUUGCAGCAGCGGCAGAAAUGGAAGGACGGCGUGCUGGACAUCAAAGUCGGAGCCUUGGUGUUACUGCGAGAAGAGAACAUUCCACCCCAGCAGUGGAAGAAGGGCCGCAUCACAGCCACACAUCCCGGCGAGGACGGUGUGGUGCGUGUGGUCACCGUGAAGACGGCGAGCAACGAGUACAAGCGGGCAGUGACCAGGAUCUGCCUGUUUCCGGAUGUUGA